AUGAGUCAUUCUAGCGGUAUCUCAGCAUCUAAGGAGUUGAUCAACACAUUUGGUGAUGCCAACCACAACACUGUUCGUUUCGUCAAGGUCUCCAUUGUCAACGAAGAGUUGGUUGCUACCAAGGUAGUCAACGCCACUGGCACCUUUGAGCAAGACUUGGACACUAUCCCAACUUUGUUGGAGAAGGAUCAUCCAUGUUAUAUUCUUGCCAAGACUGACGAGAAGAGCAUUGAGCUCAGUGGAAACCAAUGGGUAUUCAUGUUCUACGUGCCAGACAUUGCAAAGGUCAAGGAGAAGAUGACCUACGCCUCCACCAGAGCCAACCUCAAGAAGGAGUUGGGUUCAUCUCACUUUGUCGAUGAGGUCUAUUCCUCAGCUCAAAAUGACUUCACCAAGAGAGGUUACCAGGCUCAUAGAACUCAUCAGGAGUCAUCGGCUCCAUUGACUUUGGAGGAGCAACAGAAGGCUGAUGAGCGUGAGGGUGGAUUGUUUGUUGGAGGUGGCGGUAUGUACGUGCAUGGCGUCUCUUUCCCAGUUGAGGACCGUGCGAUGUCUGCCAUCAACGACUUCCUCGCCAGCAAAGCCAACUAUGUGCAGUUGGCCAUCAACAUUGCCGACGAGAAGAUCGUCCACUCGACCUCUGGCAACGUCGACGCCGACGACCUCUCAUCCAAGGUGCCAGGCGACGAGCCCCGCUUCCACUUCUUCAGAUACACCCACAACCACGAGGGCGAGCAGCUCGACUCGAUCAUCUUUGUCUUCUCGUGCCCGGACGGAUCGGCCGGCACCAAGAGUGCGCCAGUGCGUCAGAGAAUGCUCUACUCCUCCAGCAAGGCCAACGUCGAGUCGCUGGUCACCAAGCACAGCGUCAAGGUGGACCUCAAGCUCGAGAUCAACAAUGGCACCGAGCUGACCAAGAGCAUCAUCGACAAUGAGCUUCACCCACAAAAGGCUGAGGAGAAGAAGGCAUUCUCCAAGCCAACUCGUCCAGGUGCUGGUGCCCGUAAGCUCAUCAACCCAGAUAUAUUCAACAAUGGAGCGUUUCCAAUCACCGCCAACAUGCAGUUUGGCCAUGUCCCAUCCAUCAUGUAG
Molecule: messenger RNA, 1092 nt
Organism: Acytostelium subglobosum LB1
Lineage: Eukaryota; Evosea; Eumycetozoa; Acytosteliales; Acytosteliaceae
Exons: 4
Coding region: 1-1092 (363 amino acids)
Biological process (GO): barbed-end actin filament capping; actin filament depolymerization
Cellular component (GO): cytoplasm; actin filament
Molecular function (GO): actin filament binding; actin monomer binding
Source: RefSeq, a predicted model, not a curated record